CUUGUUUUUUUUUUUUUUUUUACCAUCCAAAGCAGAAUUAAUCAUGUUUGAAUUUUUCUUCCUCAUAGAUCUAAAGGACUGAAACUUCAGAACCAAGCUGAUUAAAAAAAAAAARAAGAGAGAUCUGACAGCGAGGACUAAAACCCACACGAUGGCGUCUGGCCUCCUCAGAAUCUCAGUAUUUCUCCAGAAGGACUGGACUCGUGUGGCCUGCUGUGGUGGCCUCUUCGCAGUAGACAUGUUUCUCCACGCUUUCCCCGACCAGUCCUACCGUCGGUCCCAUCAGAUCUGGAAUGAGAGAAAACCAGCGGAGCUGACGGAAAAGGUGGAGGGUCUCUUUCAGCAGGUGCUGAAGGGUUACGGGGUGGGAUCGGCCAAGAAUUUCUCAGCCUUCGCCUCCUCUAAAUUCCAUCCAGCGGGUGUUGGCAUCCCGUGGUUUCCUGCCGGGGCCCGAAUUGCAAUCCCAGUUUACUUUAACAACGUUCCGAACGGACUGAGUGGAAUCACCAACGGCUGAGUCCUCAUCAACGGGAAAAGGAUGGACCAGAGUGAGGCCCUCCACGCACUGUUUGAGGCGAUGCUGUUCUCCCAGGACGCGCAGAAGUUUGCAGUAGCUCGAGAAGUGGCCCACUCGCAGUCCGGCGGACCGAUCCUGAGGGAUGCUGUCGCUCCGCUCUGCCUGGGCGGGGUCUGGGAGUACAGCGGGGUGCUGAAGGUGUUUGGGCUGCACGGCGGGCCCUUGCUGCUCCGAGGCGUUGUCAACGUAGCAGCUCUGGGAAUCGGCGCCUUUUCUUACUUCCUCACCAUUGGCGCUUUGAGCCGUUGGCUCGACUACAGCUCCGACCAACGCGCGGCGAGCGUCUCCCGCGAGUGCGCCAAAGGAGGGCUGGAGUUUUACGACAAAGUCGUGUCCUUCAACAAGUCGGCGUUCUCACUGGUGGGGCAGAGGGAAGAGGAGAAGUUUGCAUCCAGCUGGAAAUUGUUCUUUAUUUACAUCUUAUGGCUGCAUCACACGCCGUACACGUCCAGGAGGGAUCGCAUCCYCACACUGCUGAAAGAGAAGAAAGCAUGAAGAGGGAGCUUCUGUUGCAGAUUAAAUCAGAGCCCACUAAUUAACAGAUUAUCUGCUCACCGGAAGAAAAAAAAUGUGGUCAAAGUUCUGGGAUGUCUGAUAUUUUGUGACUCGUGACAGCUUUUCUGCAAAUCACGGUGCUGAUUCUUCAGUAUGUGGUGACAAACACUGAAUGUUUAAAACAGUUGGUCAGUCGUGCAAAAUAAAGGACUGCUGCAAAUAAAAAUAGAUGCCACAAGAAAACAAA
This is a messenger RNA of Austrofundulus limnaeus, 1319 nucleotides long. RefSeq names its product transmembrane protein 177 (gene tmem177). The record is from RefSeq and is a predicted model, not a curated record. Gene Ontology annotation, cellular component: membrane. NCBI's taxonomy places the organism in Eukaryota, Metazoa, Chordata, Actinopteri, Cyprinodontiformes, Rivulidae.